This is a messenger RNA of Pogona vitticeps (central bearded dragon), 1816 nucleotides long. The record is from RefSeq and is a predicted model, not a curated record. NCBI's taxonomy places the organism in Eukaryota, Metazoa, Chordata, Lepidosauria, Squamata, Agamidae.
CUUCUGUCCUGCUUUUGCAGCUACGCGGGUUAUGGCAACCAGGGAAACCAAAACUACGGACAGACGCCGCAGGGCUAUCCUGGCUACGAGUCGAGCGCAGAGAACUCCUCUUACGGGCAGAGCUAUGGAAACUAUCAAGGAAGCUACGGACAGACCCAGACAGGUUACGGCCAAGGCAGCCAACCAGGAUACAGCGGAUAUGAAAGCCAGAAUCAGACCUCUUAUAACCAAGACUCUUACGGCAACCAGGGGCAGCAGAAAGAUUCCUCAGGAGGUUUAAGGUCCUCGUAUGACCAGAAGCCCAGCUAUGGCCAGCCACCUGGUUCCUACGACCAACCCUCGGGCUACAGCCAGCAGCCACGGCCUUUCGACCAGCAGUCCAGCUACAGCCAACAGGGACAGCAGCACGGCUCCUAUGAUCAGCCGUCGGGCUACAGCCAGAACCGAGGCUCCUAUGACCAGCAGCCGCCGCCGCCGCCUCCUCCCCCGUCCCAGGGCUACGGGCAGGCGCAAGGCUCGUACAACCAGAAGUCCAGCUACGGCCAGCAACCCGGGUCCUACAGCCAGAGCCAGCCCUCUUACCAGUCGCAGCAGAAAGACAGCUACGGCCACAACAUGCCAGACGACCGCCGGGAUAAGAGUAGGUAUGGAGAAGAUUCCCGAGGCUACGGUGGGCCGCGAGGAGGCGGAAGCAGGUUCGAUUCCGACAACCGGGGCCCAAUGCCUGGCUUAAGCGGUGCUGACCGAGGUGGCUUCAAAAAUUUUGGUGGUCAGAGGGAUUAUGGGCAGAAACCAGACACAGAUUCAGAGUCUGACAACUCGGAUAACAACACCAUCUUCGUCCAAGGGCUCGGGGAAGAGGUAUCACCGGAUCAAGUGGCCGACUUCUUUAAGCAAAUAGGUGUCAUAAAGACGAAUAAAAAGACAGGCAAACUUAUGAUCAACCUUUACACAGACAAAGAUACCGGCAAGCCGAAGGGUGAAGCGACAGUGUCCUUCGAUGACCCCCCGUCGGCCAAGGCGGCCAUUGACUGGUUUGACGGAAAAGAAUUUAACGGCAACGUCAUCCGGGUUUCGUUUGCAACUCGAAGGCCAGAAUUCAUGCGAGGAGGCGGCACCGGGGGCGGUGGACGCCGAGGUUCGCGAGGAGGAGGGGGCUUUGGAAGAGGCGGAGGCUUCCAGGGACGAGGCAGCGAACCGAAAAGUGGCGACUGGGUUUGCCCGAACCCGAGCUGUGGGAACAUGAAUUUUGCCCGCCGGAAUUCUUGCAAUCAGUGUAACGAACCUCGGCCGGAAGAUUUGCGUCCGCCAGGAGGAGGAGGAGGAGGAGACUUCCGUGGCCGAGGAGGCUUUGGAGGCGACCGGGGGUUCCGUGGCCGUGGUGGCCGAGGCGGCGGCGGCGGUUUUGGUGGCAAAAUGGGAGGAAGGAACGACUUUAGAAAUGAUCAACGCAGCCGACCCUACUGAAAACAGCUGUGAAUGUCCCCUUCCUCUUCCUCACGGCUUUGGCCAGCCAACUUUGCUGAGUUUCGCCUGCUGCUUUAUACCCCCAUGGCCUCUUUUGGAUAAUGGAAUUAAGUGUAAAACUGGAUUCUUAAUUUGGGAAGGGGGAGAGGGCGGGUUUCAGGGUGGUUUUUCCCCCUUUUCUUUUCUUUUCUAAUUAGCACGUCCAUCAAAAUUUCAUUUCCCCCACCUCCCAUCAUGCCCCCCUUUUCCACUGUCUGAAUUCUAAAGGAAGGAAGGAAAUGUAAAAUAUUUGCCAAAACUCUGACCUGUUUUAUAAUACAAACAAUAAAAGCUGAUUGUUUAUUUGUGA